Acanthopagrus latus (yellowfin seabream) is the source of this 3529-nucleotide messenger RNA. It is a transcript of the gene stom, whose product is annotated as stomatin. NCBI's taxonomy places the organism in Eukaryota, Metazoa, Chordata, Actinopteri, Spariformes, Sparidae. The record is from RefSeq and is a predicted model, not a curated record. The coding region runs from base 177 to 1058 and encodes 293 amino acids. Gene Ontology annotation, cellular component: plasma membrane. The transcript has 8 exons.
CUGGACUCCCGUUUGCGUCACAGAACCUGCGAGUCAAACUGAGGGCUGAAACAUCCCCAAGCAGCCUCCUCAGCAGCAGCAGCAGCCGGCUGCAGUAACAGAGACACGGUCACUCCUGUAAACAGUGGGCGACAAUCUCUAGCUGUCCACGGUAGAUAUUUUACCCGGUGUCAACUAUGCAUUCAGACAGCGAGGCAUUAGCGAUGAGGGACUCCAAAAGACGGGAACGACAAGACGGUUCAAGCAGACAUGAUGAGAUGGAAGCUUUGGAGAAUCCAGACACUGACAUUGGCUUGUGUGGCUGGCUGUUGGUCGGCAUGUCCCUUCUCCUGAUGCUGGUUACCCUGCCCCUCUCCAUAUGGAUGUGCAUUAAGAUUGUGAAGGAGUACGAGCGAGCCAUUAUCUUUCGCCUGGGGCGCAUUCUGCGAGGAGGAGCCAAAGGACCAGGGCUGUUCUUCAUCUUGCCGUGCACUGACAGCUUCAUUAACGUGGACAUGCGCACCAUCACCUUCGACAUCCCACCGCAGGAGGUUUUGACCAAAGACUCUGUAACAGUGAGUGUUGAUGGUGUGGUGUACUACCGCGUCCAGAAUGCCACCCUGGCUGUGGCUAACAUCACUAACGCAGACGCUGCCACCCGGCUGUUGGCCCAGACCACCCUGAGGAACGUCCUGGGUACCAAGAACUUGGCAGAGAUCCUUUCUGACCGUGAAGAAAUUGCACACAGUAUGCAGUCCACUCUGGACGAUGCUACAGAUGACUGGGGUAUCAAGGUGGAGCGGGUGGAGAUCAAAGACGUCAAGCUGCCCCUUCAGCUCCAGAGAGCCAUGGCUGCUGAGGCUGAGGCCUCCCGAGAGGCCAGAGCCAAGGUGAUUGCAGCGGAGGGAGAGAUGAACGCAUCGCGGGCGCUGAAGGAGGCCUCCCUGGUGAUCGCAGAGUCUCCGUCAGCCCUGCAGCUGCGUUACCUUCAGACCCUCAACACCAUCGCCGCCGAGAAGAACUCCACCAUCAUUUUCCCGCUGCCGCUGGAGAUGAUGCAGGGGUUCAUCAAACAUUGAGGGGGAGUUUAAAAACACGGCACGCACCACAUGCAUCGGUCAUACACGAAAAUAUAGGCCCUGUGUCUGUAAAGCAGUGCUAAGAUGGUGCUUGGGAAGUUGUGCCUGUGGCUCAUGAUGCACCUCAGCUGUUAGGGUUAGGCUUCAAAAACUGGUAGCCAGUAAUCACUGCUUAUUUACUUUAUAUCCCCUUGCCAUGGCUGCUUGCAAACACAACUGACAGCCCACAUGAACGUAUUUUCUGCAUCUUUAUCAAAGGAAAGAACUGCACUCAUCAUCUAAAAAAAAGAUAACAAAAAUUAACUAACCAUUUUAUAGCAAGUGGAACUUUUGUUAUGAAAUUAACAUUUUUAUUGUUUAAAGAAAUCUUUUAGAUUAGUCUGACAGCUUAAGCAGAUGAGCAGACAAUGGAAAUAUGAAAUGUAACUUCAUGUGUUACAUUUUAUAUGAAUGAAAUGAUACAUAUAACUUCAUACGUGACCUGGUUGUGUUGCCCAGAUCAGUUUCUCCUUUGCACUGAUCUGAUAGGCUAAACAGCCGAUGAGAAAGAUCUCUUAUCACCUCAGUCAGUUUGGCGUGUCUGCCAAGAACUGACCACAAAUUGAAUUUAUUGUCUUUAUAUUGUGUGUGAGAUUUUACCAAAACCAGCCACGGUGCAGCAGGCGCGUUAGCUUUCAUCCUGCACUUUUAUCUGUCCUCCUAUUUAGGAAUCAGACAGUGUUUAACUGACGGUCAAAGCAGCGGCCGAAGCUCUAACCCAAAGUAAAGUUCCUGCUGAAUAUUGUUGCCCACACACACAUACACCAGAAUCAUAGCAUUAUUGUGCUCUGAUAAUUUUAUACGUAGAAGUAGUGACUCCUACAGCCAUUCAAUGUCCAAUCCCCUAUACAAAACUAAUACGAUUUUUAAACAUGUUAAAAAAAUGCCAUCGCAAGUUUUCACUCGGUUUUAGUGUUCAGUGAUUCCAGCUUCAUCUUCACUAACGUUGUAGCCUUGAAGGUUCAAACACAUAGCAGGACUUACAGUAUACACUUUACUGUACUUGACCUGCUUCGCUCUCCUACUGACACCAGGAGACUGAAAGAAACAAACGCUGGCUAUGCUACACAUACAUUUAAUAUGGUGCUUAAACAGAAUGAACUGUUUAAAUUCUAAAGGCACGAGGCCGAUCCAUGCAGCAGCUGCAAUGACGAAUUCGGUAUUACAACACAAACUACCACGAGAAAUACAGCAAUCUCAAAAUAGCCUUCAGAAAUUGGUGAUCAAGCAGAGUGAUGUAUAGAUGAUAAUCCAGAAACACAGACACACACACACACACACUCACACACACACUUUUCCUCUCUUGUCAACGCAUCUGUCUCAGAUUACAAGCUCUGCCUUGGCUGAGAUGUUGACAGUCGUUCUGACAGACUAGACGUUACUUGGAUUUGUUUACAGUAUGCUUAAUACCUACAUACCACACUUUAUAUGUACAAGGGUGGACAAAAUAUUAGUAAUAUUAGUAUUAUAGGGCUGUCAGUUGUUGCUAUAAUUUUGUCCACCCCAUCUGGCUUCACUGCUGAGGAGAAGCAGAGACUGUUAGAAAAACACUUAUCGCAAAUCUUUCUGCCAAAAGCCUUAACCUACUGCCAUCAGCUCAUUUUACAGCCUAUUGCCACAUUUCUAUGCACUACUAAAAGAAACUGACUGACUUUAUUUACCUUUCCUUUUUAUUUUUUUUUAAUAUAAACACUAUUUUAUUACAUAUGCUAUUUCUGGGUGUAAACCACUAAGCCAAAUACUCAGUCAUCUUUUGUUUUUAAAGCUGUAGUUGUGAUAUUUUUCCUCCUUUUUUCAUGUAUUAAGGGAGGAAGACGUGUUGCUAAAUGUAUGUUAAAGUUUCUAGUGUAUGUGUGACUUAGUAGUAUUUCUCUAUGUGCAUAUAACAUAUAUCUAAAUUUAUAUGACUGCAGUUCUGUAUAUUAUACUGCAGUUUUGCUGUAGCUAGACGAGGGUUCAGUGUUAAGCUGAACGCAGAUUUAAAGUGACAUUACAGAUUUUAUUUUAUUUUGUAAUACAAAGGCUGUUACAUUAUUUCACUGCAGCUACUGCUUCAUGUGUGAGUUCUUACUGUUGACCCAUGUUGAGUUUGAGUUAGUCUGUUACAGAAAGAAGUGGUUGUAUACAUCACUGGGCAGCUCCUCGGUAACGUGGUCACCAGUAGUUUGUGAGGGUUCAUUCUUGAGCUCUCUAAUUAUUUGGAUUUUUCCUAAGCUAGAAAAACCUUGCUUAUUAAAGUGUAGUAGUGCUUAAGUCUCUCUUGUCAUGACAAAUGUUACACACAUUAAUUUAAUUUCACAAUGUUUUAUUUCAUAUUUGCUAUGUUGAGUUUUGCAGGUUACGUAUGUUUUGUACAGUUUGCUAAUGUUUGAUAUGGGUUUAUCUCGACAAAACUUAGAUGAGACUUUAAAUAAAGAUUCUACCAAAAAGAA